AUGUAUGAACGGUUGACGGAUGGGCCACCUGAACCUGUUCUCGAUCGAUGGGAUGCCAAACCAGACUUGGAACGAUUUCUGACAUGCUUUUACCGGUACUUCGAGGUGAAGGGGUUGCGCGGCGUUGUUGCUAUUCAUUUGUCGCAUGUGGUGGCACUUGCUUUCACGAUUGGAUUCUCGUUUGUCCUGUUAUUUCUCAUUGACUGGGAAGCUCUUUUGGCUUGUGAUUCUGAGGAGUCAUGUCGUUCCAUAUCCAUUUAUUAUGCGAAACCGUUUCGCGACCUGGGAUUUCGACGAGCAGGGGUCUUGGUGUGCACGGUCCUCUUCGUCUUCUAUGGGGCAAUGAAUGUCGCGACAGUGUACCAAGACAUUCGCGAUGCACAAUCCGUCAGUACCUAUUAUAAGGACCGGCUGGGCAUUGCAGCGGAUGAAAGUUUAGAAACUAUGACAUGGUCUGAAGUGGUGUCCCGUCUCGUCCAGCAGCAGAAGGAGUCUCGCUUCUGCAUUGUUCAAGAUGAGCUCACAGCCUUGGAAAUUGCCAACAUCAUUAUGCGCGAGGACAACUUCAUGAUUGGCUUGACGAGCCACAAGGCGUUCACCGAAGGUUUGCCCUGCUGGAUCCCCCGACGCCUUGUCUUUACCAAAGCGGUGUUUUGGAAUCUUCGCCUUGUGAUUUUCCGCUGGCAGGGAGUGCUCGAUGACCGCGGACGAAUCAGACGGGAUUUCUUGAAUAGGCCAGAGGCACUGGCACGUAAUCUGCGUCUGUUGGGCUUGGCCAACCUGGUGCUUGUUCCCCCGGUGUUGAUCUUCGUUGCGCUCUACUUCUUCAUGAGACAUGCAGAAGAAUUCCGUUCCCAGAGGGCAUCGCCGUUUCAAAGGCAGUGGACAGACUACGCCCAAUGGACAUUCAGGGAGUACAAUGAGCUGCCCCACGAGUUCAAUGCCAGAAUGUGUGCCGCCCAAGCCGCAGCUGAGGCGUAUGUCCAUUGCACAACGCCUUCCUCACCUGUUCUCAAGUCUGUGCAGCGUUGUGUCAAGUUCAUUGCAGGUUCGGUGUUGGCUGCCUUACUGCUGGUGGCUUUGUGGGAUGACACCCCGUUGCUCUUCGUGAAGGUCCAGGAGAAGAAUCUGCUCUGGUAUCUGGCUUUCUUUGGUUUUGCCUUUGCAGUGGCUGAUGGCGCCGGUGAUGAAGAUGCAGGCUCGGGAGGUUCUGGAGCCUCACACGCACCAAGCAUGCCGUUGAGGAUGCAUAUUGCAUUGAUGCGGCUGGUGUCCUGUACCCAUUACUUGCCAGAGCACUGGCGCUCUCCUGCACGGCUAACAUCACUCGCAGGAGCUUGUAGUGGAUUACAGCGUGCAGAGCUCUGUGACCACUUCCGUCGAGUCCGACGGGAGCUUCUUCGAGAUUUUUCGCUUCAACGCAUUCAAGCCCUUGCAGAGGAAUUGUUGGGCGUCUUGCUUAGUCCAAUUCUGUUGAUGUUCUUUCUUCCGGAUGUCGCCCGGAAUAUAAUUGGUGCUUUGGGAUCGCUCCAGCACUCUUCACCGAAUUUGGGUGACUGGUGCCUGUACGGCUGCUUGGACUCAGCCAUCGUUGCCGAGAACAGCGGCGGCGCAGCGUCGUCGGCCGAAGGAUGUCAGUCAGUACAGCUGCUGAAUCGUUACGGGGACACCAAUGAGAAGCUUGAAAAAUCAGUGCUUUCCUUCUGCCUGAACCAUCAGCUCGUUUGGCCGAGUUCUACAGAUCGCAUUAACAGCGAAACGUUUCAGGCGCCGUCGCAUCCACCACGUGCUCAUCAAGCUCGAAAUCUUGGCCGCCAAAUGAUGCCCACAUCGACGGCCUCUCGAGCUGCUAGGCCGCUUUGGCCCGGUCACGGGCAUCAAGAUAUCCAACUCGAAGAGCUCAACAGUCUGAGUACGUCGCAAACCUCACCUCCAGACCUUCAAGGGGAUGAUGAGAAUGGUGCGCUUUCUCCGCAGUCGCAGGCCGUCGCCGAUACAGAGCCUCUGAUUGAUCUGGAUAGCCAUCAAGAUUCCGCGAACGACGUUCCUGCCCAGCGCGGCACGACUUCGCCUGUUGCACGUAAGGAGCAGGUCCUUACGCACAUUAUUGGAGUUCCUCCGAGCGCGAUCAACUUGUUGAAUGACAUUCAGGAUUUUCACGAGAAGGAGACUUCAGAAGAUCCUCUAAGUGGUGAGAAGGUCGCCCUGCUACCUCCAGACUUGGUCAAGCUUCCUCCCCUGGCACCUGGUCCGACAGCCCUUGCGGCUACAGCUGUGGGCCGAAUAGGUGACGAGCCAGAAUGGUCAAACACUUGUGGUCCGUGGUUUUACUGGUUGGAGGCUUUGCGUGCAUUCAAGGCCAGGCGCUUUGACGAGUCGAGUUCUGGUUGUGGGAUGUUCAAUCGCCAGCCUCAUGGAGUGCAAAGUCACUCUCGCACAGAACGCCUAGCCGCCCUGGCCUGA
Symbiodinium necroappetens is the source of this 2463-nucleotide messenger RNA. The record is from the annotation of a GenBank genome assembly. Lineage: Eukaryota; Dinophyceae; Suessiales; Symbiodiniaceae.